Molecule: messenger RNA, 1113 nt
Organism: Penicillium paradoxum
Lineage: Eukaryota; Fungi; Ascomycota; Eurotiomycetes; Eurotiales; Aspergillaceae
Exons: 4
Coding region: 1-1113 (370 amino acids)
Molecular function (GO): dioxygenase activity
Source: RefSeq, a predicted model, not a curated record
AUGGCAACUUUGACUCAAGCUCCAGCUGCAGUUCCUACUGGAAGUGAUAUUCCGACGUACAACCAGGUCCCAGAGACUUCUUUUGAUCUGGACUGGGCGGACCUCGCCACCUUAGAUCUGUCACUGUUUGACCAACCCGGUGGCAAGGAGCAAUUAGCCAAGCAGCUGUUUGAAGCUAUCCAGAAUAUAGGUUUCUUUUACAUCGUCAAUUUUGGUGUCUCACAGGAAGAGGUUGACCGACAAUUCGCGAUUGGUAAAGAGAUCUUCAACCUUCCUCUAGAAGAGAAGCUCAAGUUCCGUGCGGAGCUUGAGAAAGGUGGCUACAAUGGCUACAAGCCAGCAGGUCUCCGAGAAAUCAGUCCGGGUGUGUUUGACAACACUGAAAUCUUCAAUAUCCCCAAAUUCAUACCCGCUCUGGAACGUCCUCAACCGGAGAUUGUGAAUAAUAAUCGACCUAUUAUUGAAGGCUUCGCACGCCAUAUUCAUGACGAAGUUGUACGCAAACUACUCACGCUUCUCGCCAUUAUCCUCGAGUUACCCGAGGACUAUUUCCUUAAAGUGCACCGCUAUGAUGAGAAGAGUGACUGCCAUCUGCGGUACAUGAAGUACCAUCGCCGGACCAAAGAAGAGAACGAGAAGGCUGCGGGCAUUUGGUCCAAAGGGCAUACCGACUUUGGCAGCUUGACCUUACUGUUCCGCCAGCCGGUUGCGGCGUUACAAGUCCGGACCCCAGAAGGCGAGUGGAAGUGGGUAAAGCCGUAUCCGGGAAGCAUCACAGUGAAUCUUGCCGACUCGCUCCAGUUCCUCACCAACGGGUUUCUUAAGAGCAGCAUCCAUCGCGUCGUCGCACCUCCACCCGAUCAAAGAGAUGUAGACCGGUUGGGCGUGUUAUAUUUCGUCCGACCAGAGGAUGACCUCGAGCUGCGGCCGGUCGUGAGUGAAGUACUGCAUCGCUUGGGAUAUGACCAAACAACCGAUAACAGUGCAGUUGGUAUCACCGCUGGCGAGUGGGUGAAGGCUAGAGUUGCCGAGGGAGUUGACCGAGGUGUAGCUCGAAGUGAAAUAAGUGAGCAGCCUAUUAUCGGGGGUGUGAUAGCCAAGUAUUAUGACUAG